GGCGCAACUAGUGGGACUGGUGGGACCGGUCCUCCAUGAAGAUCCGUAUCUAGAGCAACACUUGCACACAUAUAAUUUUACAGAGAGGGUGUCUAAGUACAGAUGGAUCUAUUGCUUUAUCUUAUCCUCAAUGCGGCAUCAAAGAUUUCCUUGGCCAUCAAAUACGUCGACUCUAUCUUCCCACACUAUGGUAUGCAAUCUACGGAAACGCAUCCGCGGAAGCCAUCUAGGCCUUUAUCUAUUAACCAGGCCACACAUUCCUGCCCUUUUUUGGGACCAAAAGCCUACCUGAUGUCUUGGCAAUAUCCACGUAUAACAGUCAAAUGUUAGUGUACUGAUUACAGUAGAAAGAGUCCAUAAGAACCUUUUCCCAGAGGGUUAAUAACUUUCCGCGAUACAAUCUUCCACUAUAAUAGUUUGUAGUA
Molecule: messenger RNA, 425 nt
Organism: Aspergillus wentii DTO 134E9
Lineage: Eukaryota; Fungi; Ascomycota; Eurotiomycetes; Eurotiales; Aspergillaceae
Exons: 1
Coding region: 103-330 (75 amino acids)
Source: RefSeq, a predicted model, not a curated record